Messenger RNA from Ahaetulla prasina, 7265 nucleotides. RefSeq names its product zinc finger protein 845-like. Bases 241 to 4059 code for a protein of 1272 amino acids. The transcript is spliced from 6 exons. The record is from RefSeq and is a predicted model, not a curated record. Gene Ontology annotation, biological process: regulation of transcription by RNA polymerase II. Lineage: Eukaryota; Metazoa; Chordata; Lepidosauria; Squamata; Colubridae. Gene Ontology annotation, molecular function: DNA-binding transcription factor activity, RNA polymerase II-specific; RNA polymerase II cis-regulatory region sequence-specific DNA binding.
CGGAGAGGCUGCGGGAGAGUCUGGCGGGGGGAGAUCCAGAGGUUCUCCGGAUACAGAAAUUCAAAAUUAGUUGUAAUCUUUGCAAGCCAAACUUUUCUGUUGCUGGGAAAAAAAGAGCGGACUCACUUGGAGGGAUCAGAGUCCUGAGGCGCCAGAAAUGGUCCCGUGAAGGAAAAGGCAUCUGGAGACCCAGAAGAGUCCUUGGAGCCACUUGGAGUUGCUCUGCAGGAGAGAGAAAGGAUGGAGACACAACCUUUGGGAAAGGAGGGAGCCGGAAAAGGCCCUUCAGCUGCUCAGCCUGGGAAGCUCUGGACAAGGACUGGGCAGAAGAUCCUGGAGGAGGAAACCAUCCUCCCUUCAGAAGUUCAGCCCUGGAAUUUCAUCCAAUAUCAGGAGGCUGAGGGUCCCCGAAGACUUUGCAGCCGACUCUAUGACUUUUGCAGGCGAUGGCUGAGAUCAGAAAAGCACACCAAAGCCCAGAUGCUGGACCUGGUGGUUCUGGAGCAGUUCCUGGCUCUUCUGCCCCCAGAGAUGGAGAGCUGGGUGCGGGAGUGUGGAGCAGAGACCAGCUCCCAGGCGGUGGCCCUGGUGGAAGGCUUCCUCUUGAGCCAGGCGGAGGAGCAGAAGGAGCAGGUUGAGAUGCAGUGCUGCACUGUGGAGAACAGAGAUCCUGAGGGAAAGAGGAACCCAUCAAACUCCCCUCAGGAGCUAUUUUUUAGGAGGAUCCCUUGGGAGGAUCAAAGUCAGGACACCUCAGGAGAGAAACAAAGAAUGAAAUUUUCUGAUUUUUAUGAUGGCGAUCAAACAGCGGUUGAACCCCUAAAUCAAGAGAGUCUUGUGUCCUUCGAGGAGGUGGCUGUGUAUUUCUCUGAGGAGGAAUGGUCUCAGCUGGAUCCUGACCAAAAAACACUGCAUUCGGAAGUCAUGCUUGAAAACCAUUGGAACGUGGUCUCUCUGGGUAAUAAUAGUCAGAAGAAUCAAGAUUCCUGUGAACUGUUCCAAGUGAUUAAUGCUAAAGAUGGAACAGAGAAAUUUGGAAUUCGAAUGGAAUUAGAAACCCAUGAUAGAAACCAGUCAAAUGAUUGGAAUCAGGAAAGCUCAUCUUCCGCUGAUGCUCCGAUACGAAAUUUUCAUGCCGAACAGGAGAAAAUAAGGAAAAAAUAUAUUGGGAAAAGUUUGAAGCCAAUCAAAGCUAAAUUACUAGUAAAAGAACACUAUUUAAGCCAAAACGAAGGAGAAGAUGAUAUAAGAAGACACAACGGAAAAAGUUACAAUGUGACAUUCAUUCCUUCUCUUGGAAAUAAGUUUCUUACACCUCAAAAAAUGAUUGACGCAAAAGAGAAGCCUUAUCAAUGCUUGGAAUGUGGAACAUGUUUUAGAACAAGCAGGCAACUUACUUCCCAUGAAAGGAUUCACACUGGGGAGAAGCUAUACAAAUGCAGAGAAUCUGGUAACAGGUUCAGAAGACAUAGUAAUCUUAUUUCCCAUAAAAGGAUCCACUCAGGAGAGAAACCGUAUAAAUGCAUGGAGUGUGGAAAGACCUUUGCUUACAGUAAUGUACUUACUAUCCACAAAAUGAUCCACACAGGGAAAAAACAAUUUAAAUGCAUGGAUUGUGGAAAGACCUUUGUUCGAAGAGGUCAUCUUAUUUCCCAUAAGAGGAUCCACACAGGGGAGAAGCCGUAUAAAUGCAUGGAGUGUGGAAAGACCUUUGCUCAUAGAGGUAAUCUUAUUCGCCAUAAGAGGAUCCACACAGGGGAGAAGCCGUAUAAAUGCAUGGAGUGUGGAAAGACCUUUGCUCAUAGAGGUAAUCUUAUUCGCCAUAAGACGAUCCACACAGGGGAGAAGCCAUAUAAAUGCAUGGAGUGUGGAAAGACCUUUGCUCAAAAAGGUCAUCUUAUUUCCCAUAAGAGAAUCCACACAAGGGAGAAGCCGUACAAAUGCAUGGAGUCUGAGGAAACAUUUACGCAUAGCAGUGGACUCAGUAAGCACAAUAAGCUACACACAAGAGAAAAGUCCUAUAAAUGCAUGGAGUGUGAAAAGACCUUUGCUAAAAGAAGUCAUCUUAUUUCCCAUAAGAGGAUCCACACAGGCGAAAAGCCAUAUAAAUGCAUGGAGUGUGAAAAGACCUUUGCUCAAAGAGGUCAUCUUAUUUCCCAUAAGAGGAUUCACACUGGGGAAAAGCCAUUUAAAUGCAUAGAGUGUGAAAAGACCUUUGCUUACAGACGUACUCUUAUUCGCCAUAAGAAGAUCCACACAGGGGAGAAGCCGUAUAAAUGCAUGGAGUGUGCAAAGACUUUUGCUCAAAGAGGUCAUCUUAUUUCCCAUAAGGUGAUCCACACAGGGGAAAAGCCAUUUAAAUGCAUGGAGUGCGGAAAGACCUUUGCUCAUAACAGUAGCCUAAGAAUACACAAACGGAGACACACAGGGGAGAAGCCGUAUAAAUGCCUGGAGUGCGGACAGAUCUUUGCUCAUAACAAUAGCCUAAGAAUACACAAACGGAUACACACAGGGGAGAAGCUGUAUAAAUGCAUGGAGUGUGAGGAAACAUUUACGCAUAGCAGUGGACUCAGUAAGCACAAUAAGCUACACACAAGAGAAAAGUCCUAUAAGUGCAUGGAGUGUGGAGAGACCUUUGCUCAAAGAGGUCAUCUUAUUUCCCAUAAGAGGAUCCAUACAGGGGAAAAGCCAUUUAAAUGCAUGGAGUGUGGAAAGACCUUUGCUCAAAGAAGUAAUCUUAUUUCCCAUAAUGUGAUUCACACAGGGGAAAAGCCAUUUAAAUGCAUGGAGUGUGGAAAGACCUUUGCUCAUAACAGUGGCCUAAGAAUACAUAAAAGGAUCCACACAGGGGAGAAACCAUAUAAAUGCAUGGAGUGUGGAAAGACCUUUGCUCAAAGAGGUCAUCUUACUUCCCAUAAGAGGAUUCACACAGGGGAAAAGCCAUUUAAAUGCAUGGAGUGUGGGAAAACGUUUUCGAAUAGCGGUGGACUCAGUCACCACAAUAAGCUCCACACAAGAGAAAAGUCCUAUAAAUGCAUGGAGUGUGGAAAGACCUUUGCUCAAAGAUGUAAUCUUAUUUCCCAUAAGAGGAUCCACACAGGGGAAAAGCCAUUUAAAUGCAUGGAGUGUGGAAAGACCUUUGCUCAAAGAAGUAAUCUUAUUUCCCAUAAUGUGAUUCACACAGGGGAAAAGCCAUUUAAAUGCAUGGAGUGUGGAAAGACCUUUGUUCAAAGAGGUCCUCUUAUUCGCCAUAAGAUGAUCCACACAGGGGAGAAGCCAUAUAAAUGCAUGGUGUGUGAAAAGACCUUUGCUCAAAGAGAUCAUCUUAUUCAUCAUAAGAGGAUCCACACAGGGGAAAAGCCAUUUAAAUGCAUGGAGUGUGGAAAGACCUUUGUUCGAAGAGGUCAUCUUAUUCGCCAUAAGAGGAUCCACACAGGGGAGAAGCCAUAUAAAUGCAUGGUGUGUGAAAAGACCUUUGCUCAAAGAGAUCAUCUUAUUCGCCAUAAGGUGAUCCACACAGGGGAGAAGCCAUUUAAAUGCAUGGAGUGUGGAAAGACCUUUGCUCGAAGAGGUCAUCUUAUUCACCAUACGGUGAUCCACACAGGGGAGAAGCCGUAUAAAUGCAUGGAGUGCGGAAAGGUCUUUGCUCAUAACAGUGGCCUAAGAAUACAUAAAAGGAUCCACACAGGGGAGAAGCCGUAUAAAUGCAUGGAGUGUGGAAAGACCUUUGCUCAAAGACGUCAUCUUAUUUCACAUAAGGUGAUCCACACAGGGGAAAAGCCAUUUAAAUGCAUGGAGUGCGGAAAGACCUUUGCUCGUAACAGUGGCCUAAGAAUACAUAAAAGGAUCCAUACAGGGGAGAAACCAUAUAAAUGCAUGGAGUGUGGAAAGACCUUUGCUCAUUACAGUAGCCUAAGAAUACACAAAUGGAUACACACAGGGGAGAAGCCGUAUAAAUGCAUGGAGUGUGGAAAGUGCUUUGCUCAGAGUGGAGGUCUUUCUUCUCAUAAAUGGAUCCACACUCGUGAGAAACUACAUAGCAAUAGCAAUUCCACUUAGACUUAUAUACCACUCCAAAAUGCUUUACAAUACUCUCUGAGCAGUUUACAAAGUCAGCAUAUGGUCCCCAGCAAUCUGCAUUCUCAUUUUACCGACCUCAGAAGGAUGAAAGUCUGAAUCAACCAUGAGCCUGUCCAAAUGAAACUCCUGGCUGUGGGCAAUUAGCCUGUAGUACUGUAUUCUAGCCAGUGCCUCACCAUGUAUAUGCAUAUUGUGUCUUUCUGAUCUAAUUAGCAAUGACUGCAUCUCCAAUGAUCCAUCUGUUCAGCUACUGAAGUUCGCAGAUGACACAACAGUGAUUGGUCUCAUUCGAGAGAUUGGUCUCAUUGUUAAAAAAGCCAACACAGUUCUGGGCUGCAUAAACAGAGGGAUAGAAUCAAGAUCACGUGAAGUGCUAGUACCACUUUAUAAUGCCUUGGUAAGGCCACACUUGGAAUAUUGCAUCCAGUUUUGGUCGCCACGAUGUAAAAAAGAUGUUGAGACUCUAGAAAGAGUGCAGAGAAGAGCAACAAAGAUGAUUAGGGGACUGGAGGAUAAAACAUAUGAAGAACGGUUGCAGGAACUGGGUAUGUCUAGUUUAACAAAAAGAAGGACUAGGGGAGACAUGAUAGCAGUGUUCCAAUAUCUCAGGGGCUGCCACAGAGAAGUGGGAGUUGGGCUGUUCUCCAGAGCACCUGAGGGUAGAACAAGAAGCAAUGGGUGGAAACUGAUCAAGGAAAGAAGCAACUUAGAACUAAGGAGAAAUUUCCUGACAGUUAGAACAAUUAAUAAGUGGAACGACUUGCCUUCAGAAGUUGUGAAUGUUCCAACACUGGAAAUUUUUAAGAAAAUGUUGGAUAACCAUCUGACUGAGAUGGUGUAGGGUUUCCUGCCUGGGCAGGGGGUUGGACUAGAAGGCCUCCAAGGUCCCUUCCAACUCUAAUGUUAUGUUAUGUUAUGUUAUGUUAUGAGACAAUGAUGAAUCCGCAUAUAGACGAGAGGUCGAACGACUAGCCUUGUGGUGCAACCAAAACAAUCUGGAACUGAACACACUCAAAACCGUAGAAAUGGUGGUAGACUUUAGGAGAAACCCUUCCAUACUUCCACCUCUCACAAUACUAGACAACACAGUAUCAACAGUAGAAACCUUCAAAUUUCUGGGUUCUAUCAUAUCGCAAGAUCUAAAAUGGACAGCUAACAUCAAAAACAUCAUUAAAAAAGGACAACAAAGAAUGUUCUUUCUGCGCCAACUCAGUAAGCUCAAACUGCCCAAGGAGCUGCUGAUUCAGUUCUACAGAGGAAUUAUUGAGUCUGUCAUUUGCACCUCUAUAACUGUCUGGUUCGGUUCUGCAACCCAACAAGAAAAACACAGACUUCAGAGGAUAAUUAGAACUGCAGAAAAAAUAAUUGCUACCAAUCUGCCUUCCAUUGAGGACCUGUAUAGUGCACGAAUCAAGAAGAGGGCCGUGAAAAUAUUUGCAGAUCACUCGCAUCCUGGACAUAAACUGUUUCAACUCCUACCCUCAAAACGACGCUAUAGAGUACUGCACACCAGAACAACUAGACACAAGAACAGUUUUUCCCCGAAGGCCAUCACUCUGCUAAACAAAUAAUUCCAUCAACACUGUCAGAUUAUUUACUGAAUCUGCACUACUAUUAAUCGUCUCAUAGUUCCCAUCACCAAUCUCUUUCCACUUAUGACUGUAUGACUAUAACUUGUUGCUGGCAAUCCUUAUGAUUUAUAUUGAUAUAUUGACCAUCAGUUGUGUUGUAAAUGUUGUACCUUGAUGAACGUAUCUUUUCUUUUAUGUACACUGAGAGCAUAUGCACCAAGACAAAUUCCUUGUGUGUCCAAUCACACUUGGCCAAUAAAAUUCUAUUCUAUUCUAUUCUAUUCUAAAUGAGAUAAGGUUGAAUCCAGUGGUGAAAUCUAAUUUUUUUUUACUACUGGUUCUGUGGGCGUGGUUUGGUGGGCAUGGCAGAAGGAUACUGCAAAAUCCCAUUACCUCCCCACUUCUGGGGGAAGGAUAUUGUAAAAUCUCUAUUCCCAUCCCACUCGGGGGUCAGCCAGAGGUGAUAUUUACCGGUUCUCCGAACUACUCCAAAUUUCCACUACCGGUUCUCCAGAACCUUUCAGAACCUGUUUUACACCUGGGCAGGAAAAAGAGUACCUGAAACCUAGCUCAAAAACAAUAACUGUGAGAAGUACCUUGGAGUCUGAAUGGAUGAGUUUCCUGUGUGCAGCAACAGCCAAAAAAGCUAAUACAAUUCUUGGUUGUAUAAACAGAAGCAUAGAAUCAAAAUCACAUGAAGUAUUAGUCCUGCUCUAUGAAGCCUUAGUAAGCCACCCCUGGAAUACUGCAUCCAGUUUUGGUCCUCAAAUUACAAAAAAGAUGGUGAGACUUUGGAAAAAAGUACAGAGAAGAGCAGUAGGCUGAUUAAAGACCUGCAGACGAAAACAUAUGAAGAACAAUUGCAGAAUUUUGGUUUGGCUAAUCUAGAGAAAAGGAGGAUUGGGAGUGACAUGAUAGCAAUAUUCCAGUACUUGAGAGGCUGCCACAAAGUGGAAUGGGUCAGUUUAUUUUCCAAAACGCCAGAGGGCAGGACAAGAAACAAUGCAUUCAAAAUAAUCGAGAGAAGCAAUUUUGAAUUAACAAGGAUCUUCCUUUCAGUAAAGACAUUUAACCAGUGGAACAGCUUUCCUUCAGACAUUGUGGUUGCUUCAUGCUGGAUGUUUUUAAGAAGAGACUGGAUAGUCACUUGUCUGAAAUAGAUCCUAUAGGAAGAUCAGUAGAUCCUGAAAUGGUCUAGACCAGCAGUCACCAACCGGUGGUCCGCGAGAAAAUUUUGGUGGUCCGUGGAGAAAUCUUUGUAUUUUUGCCGGUGCACCCUGGUGGAGGAACUGUGGCACAAACGGGCUGAAGCAGCGAUUGCCAUGGCUGGAAGCUGUGGGAGUGAAGCACUUCUUGCACUUGCGCAGCAUCAGCAUUCCGCCUCUGUAUAUUUGCCCAGCUGGUGGCACAAAGCAGCCCUCGUCUCCUGCCGCUUGAGACUUGGAGCUGUAAAUGGCGACUGGUCUGGGGAGCAGCCGGAUUUUGCUCUCUAUUGUGGAUGCCAGAUCAGCCCCCUGCAAGCUCUUGUUUCUCAAGGAGCGCUCGCUGAAAUGGCGUGGGAAACUUCAGUCACUCGGAGAGAUGAGACCUUGCAGGGUACGGGUCUGGCAUCCA